Messenger RNA from Trachymyrmex cornetzi, 2266 nucleotides. RefSeq names its product acetylcholinesterase. The record is from RefSeq and is a predicted model, not a curated record. The transcript is spliced from 8 exons. Bases 108 to 2192 code for a protein of 694 amino acids. Gene Ontology annotation, biological process: choline metabolic process; acetylcholine catabolic process. Gene Ontology annotation, molecular function: acetylcholinesterase activity. Lineage: Eukaryota; Metazoa; Arthropoda; Insecta; Hymenoptera; Formicidae. Gene Ontology annotation, cellular component: plasma membrane.
AUUCAAUGUUCUUCCAAUUUGCAAAAUUAUGCCAAAAGAUUUAAACGACAAGCGAGGACACUUGUCGUCUGUCUGUCAGUUAUAUAACGACCUUAUUAUGAAGUAUCAUGAAUGCUUGGCGGAAGAAGCGAGGGAAUAGAGAGAAAGAGAAAGACAAGCAUGUACAGAACGAAAAUAUCAUUAAAAAUUUUAACGAGAUAAAUCAUUUGCAACAGCCGUUCCUACCUAAUGACGCCAAAAUUUCAUUCACUCGUCCAAUAAUCAUCCCAACAUUUCUGUCUGCAUUUCUCCGAGAAACAAAAUCAUCGGUGCAUUUUUAUUCGCGAGAAAACCGAGCAGGCACGAUGUCGAGAAACUCAAGUUCCUGGCGGACCGGCAGACUGGAGGCCCUGCUGGUACUGAGCCUGUUCCUGCUCCUCGUCCUGCAGCCGGAUCCUUGCCUCGGCUCGCCGUCCCAUCGGAGCAGGCAUCACGAGCACGAGCUGCACGCCGCGCAGGAGACGUCGCACGAGGACGCCAGGAGUUCCAGGUCGAGCGAGGAGCUCCCACGACCGGCCGCCCUCGUCGGCCACUCCGACGAUCCGCUGGUGGUCCGCACCAGGAAAGGCAUGGUCCGCGGCAAAACCAUGGUCGCGACAACCGGCAAGAGCGUCGACGCCUGGUUCGGCAUACCCUACGCCCAAAAACCCGUCGGCCCGCUGAGGUUUCGCCAUCCGCGGCCGGCCGAGCGCUGGUCGGGCGUGCUGAACGCGACCACCCUGCCGAACAGCUGCGUGCAGAUCCUGGAUACGGUGUUCGGUGACUUCCCCGGCGCCACCAUGUGGAACCCAAAUACGCCAUUGAGCGAGGACUGCCUGUACGCGAAUGUGGUGGUGCCCCGGCCCAGGCCUAGGAACGCUGCUGUCAUGGUAUGGAUAUUCGGUGGUGGCUUCUACUCCGGCUCAGCCACCCUCGAUGUAUAUGACCACAAGACCCUGGUAUCGGAGGAGAACGUAAUCGUGGUGUCGAUGCAAUAUCGCGUGGCUAGUCUUGGCUUCCUGUACUUCGGCACGUCCGACGUGCCCGGUAACGCUGGGCUCUUCGAUCAGAUGAUGGCCCUGCAAUGGGUACGCGACAACAUCGCCGCGUUCGGCGGCAAUCCCGAGAACGUGACGCUCUUCGGCGAGAGCGCGGGCGCGGUCUCCGUCUCCUUGCACCUCCUGUCUCCGCUGUCCAGGCACUUGUUCAAUCAAGCCAUCAUGCAAUCGGGCUCAGCAACCGCACCAUGGGCGAUAAUCUCGCGCGACGAAUCGAUCGUGCGUGGCAUCCGGCUGGCCGAAGCAGUGGGUUGCCCGCAUGAUCGCCACAAUCUGCGUGAGGCGAUCGACUGUUUGUUGACAAAGGAUGCGGAGGAGCUGGUGAAGAACGAAUGGGGCACCCUCGGGAUCUGCGAGUUCCCGUUCGUGCCGGUGAUUGACGGCGCGUUCCUCGACGAGACGCCCCAACGUUCGCUCGCCACGACGUCCUUCAAGAAGACCAACAUCCUCAUGGGCUCCAACACUGAGGAGGGCUUCUACUUCAUCAUCUACUAUCUGACGGAGCUGUUUCGCAUUGACGGCGCCGAGGACGUGAAGGUGACGCGCGAUCAGUUCAUCAGCGCCGUGUCCGAGCUGAAUCCCUACGUAAAUCAAAUUGGCCGUCACGCCAUCAUCUACGAGUACAGCGACUGGCUGCAUCCGGAGGAUCCGCACGCGAAUCGCGACGCCCUUGAUAAAAUCGUCGGUGACUACCAGUUCACUUGCAACGUCAACGAAUUCGCCGGCCGAUACGCCGACACCGGCCACACUGUCUACAUGUACUAUUACAAGCACAGAUCUAGGAACAAUCCAUGGCCGCGAUGGACCGGAGUCAUGCACGCCGAUGAGAUAAGCUACAUCUUCGGGGAACCGCUGGACCCGUCCAAAGGUUACACGCACGAGGAGGUACAGCUCUCGAAAAGAAUGAUGAGAUACUGGGCGAACUUCGCAAAAACGGGAGAUCCGAACAUCGACGAGAGCGGCGAGCUGUCCCUGGCUUACUGGCCGUCGCACACCGCCGUCAAUAAAGAGUACCUGACCUUGGACAUCAACAGCACAGAGAUCGGCAGCGGUCCCAGGGUGAGGCAGUGCACUUUCUGGAAAAAGUAUCUGCCGCAGCUGCUCGGCGCCACGUAAGCUGAUCUGGCUCACAUCAAUCAGGAAUGCUGCAAAAUUGGAAAUUAAGAAAAUCGAGAAAAUUUCAGGGAAAU